Messenger RNA from Eufriesea mexicana, 475 nucleotides. RefSeq names its product zinc finger HIT domain-containing protein 1. The coding region runs from base 10 to 474 and encodes 154 amino acids. Lineage: Eukaryota; Metazoa; Arthropoda; Insecta; Hymenoptera; Apidae. The transcript is spliced from 2 exons. The record is from RefSeq and is a predicted model, not a curated record. Gene Ontology annotation, biological process: chromatin remodeling.
UAAUCAAACAUGGCUGCUCGAGAAUCUGGUAGAAUAAAAGAUGCAUAUCAGAAAAGAAUGCUCGAUGAAGCUGCUCGUAAGCGCAGACAGAAGAAGGCAUUGGAAGCUUUAGAACAAGAUAAUUUUCAUGAUGACCCACAUGCUGAUUUAGUAAUGAGCAAGAAAGUACCAAAAUUUCAGGAGACUUUAGAUAACAGAGGUGGUAGAAGAAAGAAGACUAGAUCAGCAGAAUAUUAUAAACAACGGUUUCGUAAGAGUUUUCCUCAGUUAGUAGAGGAAGAUCUUAACAUUAAUCCAAAUCCUCCUAAUUAUGCAUCUGCUCAAGCACAACCAUCUCGAUUCCCUGAACGACAGUUUUGUGCAGUUUGUGGUUUUCCUAGUAAUUAUACAUGUAUUCCUUGUGGAGCUAGAUAUUGUAGUAUGAAAUGCUUAGGUACUCAUCUUGACACGAGAUGUUUGAAAUGGACAGCUUAAA